UAAGGCAUCCUAUUUAUGAGAUAUGCAGUGGUGAGUAAUGCAUCACCCCAAUAAAAUUUGGGAACAUUCAUAUCAAGUACUAAGGACUGGGUUACCUCUAGAAGAUGAUUUUGCAGCUUCCGUUCUACCGAGGAGUACAAACACAACUGGUUUGAUAGAUAAUGUCUUGUUCACAAAAUAUGUAGAGAGAUCACUAGACAUGUACUCAACCCCAUUGUCAAACAGACAAUUUUUUAUAAAGGUAUUAAAUUCGGUAUGAAUCAUUCUAUGAAAUGUCUGAAAAACAGAACAUACAUCACUUUUAUCCUUUAACAAAUAGAUCCAAGUGGUCCAAGAAAAAUCAUCAAUAAAAGAAACAAACCACUAAUAACUAGAUAAAGAAACCACCCGUGAAGGGCCCCAUAAAUCAGUAUGAACAAGAAUAAAAGGCUCAAAAUUUUUAUUUAUACUAGGAGAAAAUGACACUUGAUGAUAUUUAGCAAGUUUACAAGUAUCACAAUGAAACUUAUAAACAUUAUUAUGGAAAACCAUAGAAGGAAACAUUCGUUUCAAUAACAAAAAAAGGAUGCCCUAAUCAAUGAUGCCAAAGCCAAAUUCCUAAUGUAGAGUUGUCUAAUCAAACGGUGUGAUAAGCCUGUGCAAGCCAACCUUGUGUUUUAGGCUAAGAAUCCAGAUAAACAAACUAUCCUUCAAGGUAUCACUACUAGUCAUCCCUCCGUGACUAGGUUCUGAAAACCAUAAUAAUAAGAAUAAAGAUGACUCUACAAUUUGACUAAUGGGUAAUACGUGCAAUGGAUAAUAAAUUUGCUGUAAAAUCAGGUACAUGAAAGACAUGACAAUGUCACGUCACACAAGGUGUAAAAGAAAGGGAGCCUUUUACAAUACAUUGAUGAUAGAGAACCAUCAACUAUUCUGAAUUUUUCCCAAUUGAAACAAAGAUUAUAAGAAGGAAACAAUGAAGAUAUAUCAGUCCUAUGGUCGGAGGCUCCUGAGUUAACAACCUAAGGGUCGUCAAAGUGAGUGGAUGAUGCAUUCAAAGUAGUGGUUGAAUUACUUGUAUUAGCAAAGGAGAAGGAUGCAGUAGUGGAUGUCUCAAGUCAAGACAUAAGCCGAUGAAGUGUGUCUACCUCUUCCUUGCUAAAGACACCAGCAUUUGUGUCGAGGUUGAUGUUAGCGGAAGAUCUUAUCGUACUCAGCUAAUCACAAUGGAAGAUACAAUAGACAUGGAGAAAGUGGUCAAAGCUGAGGGACGCUUUCUCAAAUGCCAGAUCUACACUUUAAAAGUUCCGCAGGUUGAUGGAGGCUCCACUCUCUCAAUUCAGAUCAGUUGGUCUCAGAAAUUAUCAUAUCAUGAUGGCAAGUUUUGCCUCAAUGUACCUUUUAGUUUUCCAGCAUAUGUCAAUCCUAUUGGAAAGAAAAUCUCUAAAAGAGAAAAGAUUUUUUUGAAAGUGAACUCUGGUACUGGGAGAGAAAUUAUAUACAAAAGUACCAGCCAUCCCCUAAAGGAACUAACACGUCAAGCUGGUAAAGGAAGUUUCCUAUACGAAGCUGAAGUUCCAGCAUGGUCGAAUGCAGACUUCACUUUCUCAUACACGGUUAAUUCAGUUGACUUCUUUGGUGGUGUGCUCUUGCAAUCUCCAUUUCUGCGUGAUUUUGAUCAAAGAGAGAUGUUUUGCUUCUAUGUUUUCCCUGGAAAUAUCCAGAGUAGGAAGGUUUUCAGAAAGGAAGUGGUAUUUCUUAUUGAUAUAAGCGGCAGCAUGCGAGGAGACCCUCUUGAGAAUGCAAAGAUUGCACUAGUGGUAUCACUCUCCAAGCUCAACCCUGAAGAUACUUUUAACAUAAUAGCUUUUAAUGGAGAGGUACUCUUAUUCUCACCAUCAAUGAAGCUGGCAACCAAGGAAGCAAUCUCAGAUGCUACAGAGUGGGUUGGUGCUAACUUUAUUGCAAACGGUAGUACGAACAUUUUGCUUCCCCUAAAUCAGGCAAUGAAGUUGUUGGCCAAGGCUACUGAUUCAAUUCCGCUCAUUUUCCUCAUUACUGAUGGUUCUGUUGAAGAUGAAAAGGAGAUUUGCAAUAUUAUGAAGGGCUACCUCGGAAGUGGGGAAUCAAUUUGUCCUCGCAUAUGUACUUUUGGCAUAGGUUCAUAUUGCAACCAUUACUUCCUUCAAAUGAUAGCACACAUUGGGAGGGGUCACUAUCAUGCUGCUUAUGAUGCAGAUACAAUUGACUUCCAAAUACAAAGAUUAUUCGCUAGUGCUUCAUCAAUCAUUCUUGCCGAUAUAAAGAUGGACACUUUAGAACAUCUUGAUUCACUUGAGUUGUUUCCGACUCAUAUUCCAGACCUUUCAUCUGGAAGUCCAUUGAUUGUGUCAGGCAGAUAUGAUGGAAACUUUCCAGACUCUGUCAAAAUUAGUGGGACCUUGGCUGAUAUGAGCAAUUUCACAAUAGACUUUGAAGUGCAAAGAGCUAAGGAUGUGCCGCUUGACAGACAGGUACUUGCAAGGAGGCAUAUUGAUAUACUCACAGCUUCGGCAUGGUUGCUGGGAACUAAAGAACUGGAGGUGAAGGUUGCCAAAAUGAGCAUACAAACUGGGGUUCCAUGUGAGUAUACUCGCAUGAUUUUGGCUCAGACUAAUAAAGGGGAGAAAGCACCUGAACCGAUUUUGAUACAACAGGUAUAUAACAAACUAAAACUGGAGGAGAGGAAGCUGGAGUUGGAGGGGCAGAAGAUUAUAUUCCUGGGAAAACUAGGGUUGGGCUUUGGUAACUUGACUGCAACGGCAAAGAAUAUUCCAGUAGGAGCUGAAGUAGCCAAGCCAUCUGAUCCUGCAGAUCUGUUGCUUAAGGCUGCUUCCAACUGUUGUAGUGGAUUGCUUGACCGCUGCUGUUGCAUGUGCUUCAUCCAGACUUGUUCAUAUCUGAAUAACCAAUGUGCAAUUGUUUUCACACAGCUGUGCACUGCCCUUGCUUGUUUUGAGUGUCUAAAUUGCUGUUAUGAGCUCUGUUCAUGUCUGUAAUUAAUAAUGUAAGGGUAGUCAAAACAAAAAUGUACGAGAAAUAAGUUAUUUGUGUACGAGAAUGUUUUAUAUGCGCAGUGUUGUCAUCUAAUGAUUAAUUUAUAUAUAUAUUUUCUAUUUUCUGAUU
Messenger RNA from Alnus glutinosa, 3144 nucleotides. RefSeq lists its product as uncharacterized. The transcript has 13 exons. The record is from RefSeq and is a predicted model, not a curated record. The coding region runs from base 1113 to 3017 and encodes 634 amino acids. Lineage: Eukaryota; Viridiplantae; Streptophyta; Magnoliopsida; Fagales; Betulaceae.